CGUGGUAGACCUUAAAAAGCCGGAGGAGAAGGAGGGAGGCCGAAUCUCAUUAGAUUCCCCCUCAGAUAAAGAACCCACAUUGUGUGGGGGUCAUGGCGAGUGCUACAGGUCAGAUGUAGAAAAUAUGCCAUGUGAUCGGUGCCAGUAUUCAAAAGAUGCCUAUAUGCACUAUUCAAUUCUCUUUCCUAUGCACCCGCUCGCCCUGCAGCGUCAUUACAGUACAGGCUGGCAGCUGACCAAAUAAGUUUCAUGAGCAUGUUUUCUUCGUAAACAACUUCCAGUGCAGCAUCCAUCGCUGAGGUUAUUGUAGUGAUUGAUGGCUCCAGCUUCAAAGCCCUGCUAUAGAAACGUUCGGGGGGCCACUGGAACCCGAGCAGAGCUCUAUAUGGUGGCGGUUAAUUGGCGCGGCCGAGCUUUGAAGUGAGCUGAGGGACAGCAGAGGAGGUCUGAAACUGGAGGAGCGGAGGCAGCGAGGUGCCGCAGAAAAGCAGAGAAGAAACUGAAAACGCAUUCAGGAUAAACCCAUGCGUAAAUGUGACACACUUGAAGAGAGAGAGAGGGGAGAAAAGUUUGGGGCUGGGCUACAGGUGGUUCACUGUGUAUAGGGAGAAAGGGAUGGGAGCGCUGCUGUGCGCUAGGAGGAACCAUCCGGACCAGAGCUUAAAGACGGAUAUUCCCUGCCUCAGGACACACCCUCCAUGCGCUCCUUUCUCUCUCCCUCCCUCUCAUUGUUUCCCACACUCACUCUGACGCCGCCGGGCUUCGUAUCGGGUUGAUAAAUGACGACCCAGCCGCUUGGAUGAGAGGAGUGCAAAGUGAAAUCAUUCCGCUGGAAGACGCGCAACUUUGGCGGCCGCUUGAAUAUUUUCCCCCCCCCUUGAUGUGGUGCGUCGUGGAUCAGGCUUGAAGAGAGGCACAAUAAGAAGAAAGGAGACAGUGUGGCAGCUAAUUGGGAUGAGAGUUCAAGUCAAGUGAAACGGCAGAUUGGACCUUUAAAGCCUCUUAACGCAGGUGGUAGGAGGAAAACAGCGCAAGGGCAGUGUGUUUACGUGCCGCGUGUGUUUGUGUGUGUUUGUGUGCAUGCGUUAGUCCCAGUGGAAAUCCACCCAGGACACAGCAGCAGCAAGGAGGUGAUCAGGUGCGCGCUCCUCUGUGUGUGUGGGUUGGAGGGUGGGUGGGGGAUAAAUCAAAGCGCAGGCACACAGAGAUAGUUAUGGUUUCUCUGAACCUGAAGCGAUGAAGCGGCUCUGUGGGAGUUUCAGGGUCUAACAGCGGAGAAGGACGGACGCACGCAGGAGGGGAGAAGGAAACCGGGCACCGCCGUCGCCAAAGCGCGCAACGCAGUCACCAAUAUCCCCCUGACGCAGUGAUGGAGAGCCAAAUUGCGCACAGGAUAACUCGGCUCGAUCCCGGAAAACGGAGCGGAAAGAUCACCGGGUGGCCAGACAUGAGCACUGACCGACACCGGGGAAACCACCAACUGCAGCGGACUAUGCUUUUCCUCGUGGCGCUGGCGAUACAACCGCAGGCUGUUUGUGCCGUGGGCCGGUUCGAGCUUCAGAUCCGCCACUUCCAGAACCCACAUGGACUCCUGCAGACGGGAGAGUGCUGCGACCUCCAGACCAGCGGGGGACAACGUUGUUCUGCCAGGGACCAGUGCGACACAUACUUCCAUGCCUGCCUCAAGGAGUACCAGGCCCGGGUCGUCCCAACUGGAACCUGCACCUUUGGCUCCGGCAGCACAGGGAUUCUGGGUGGAAACUCCCAGUCGCUCCGCCACCGAGGACACGAUGGAGGAGGAGGAGGAGGAGGAGGAGGGGAGGACGGGACAAAUGGACACAUUGUCAUUCCCUUCAAAUAUGCCUGGCCAAAGUCCUUCUCCCUGGUGUUGGAGGCUCUUGACUACGACAACGACACAACAACAACAUCAGAACCAGGUCAGCUAAUUGAGCGAGUCCUCCUCUCCUCCAUGUUGAAUCCCGGUGAGCAGUGGCAGACGUAUCGUCACCACGGACGAUCCCUCGGCCUCGAGUACCGCCUUCGCUUCCGCUGUGAUGCCAACUACUACGGACCUUUCUGCAACAAAUUCUGCCGGGCCCGUGACGACUUCUUCGGCCACUUCAGCUGUGACCCCAGCGGCUCCAAGGUCUGCAUCGAUGGGUGGACGGGGUCGGAGUGCAAAGAAGCGGUGUGCAGGCAGGGUUGUCAUCAGACCCACGGCUUCUGCACUGUUCCUGGAGAGUGCAAGUGUCAUUAUGGCUGGAAAGGUCCUCUGUGUGACCAGUGUGUCACGUUCCCAGGCUGUGUGUAUGGGAGCUGCACCGAACCCUGGCAGUGUGUGUGUGACGUCAACUGGGGAGGACUGCUGUGUGACAAAGAUCUGAACUACUGUGGUACACACCAGCCCUGCAGGAACGGUGGCACCUGCACCAACACUGAACCAAACGAGUACAAGUGUGAGUGCCAGGAGGGUUUCAGAGGACGCACCUGUGACAUAGUCGAACAUGCGUGUUUGUCGUCCCCGUGUAUGAACGGAGCCACCUGCGUGGAAGACCCGACGGGCUUCAGCUGCAUCUGCACCAACGGCUGGACCGGAAACACCUGCUCAGACGCGGUGAGACAGUGUGAUCAGAACCCCUGUGGACAUGGAGCGACGUGCGAGGAAGCUGUUGGAGGUUACCGGUGCCUCUGCCCACCCGGAUGGUCGGGCAGAACAUGCCAGCUGGACACCAACGAGUGUGAAAUUAAUAUAUGCGUUCACGCCCGCUCUUGUCGCAACCUGAUCGGUGGAUACCUGUGUGACUGCCUUCCUGGAUGGACGGGUCCUAACUGUGACAUCAGGAACAGCAGCUGUCAGGAUUUGUGUUUGAACGGUGGACGCUGUGAGGACCUGGUGUCAGGGUCCAGAUGCUGGUGUCCACCUGGUUUCUUGGGGAAAUAUUGCCAAAAUGGUCCAAGCCCUUGCCACAGUGCCCCCUGUCUUCAUGGAGGACAGUGUGUGGAGAAGGACGGAAAGACAGCCGCCUGCAUCUGUCCCACUGGAUAUUCAGGAGUCUCUUGUGAGACAGUGUUGGAUAUGUGCAAUCCCAACCCCUGCCAGCAGGGGGCAUCUUGUCACAGCAUAGAAGGAAGAUACACGUGUGCCUGUCCUGAGGGUUACUAUGGGAACCAGUGCACAAGCCUCAAAAAUCCCUGUAUUGGUCAACAGUGUCCAGGUGCCAUGUCUGACACUCCACACGAGGGCAUCAGCUUCUACAUGAUCCUGGUGGGCAUCUUAGCGUUGGUCACGGUCUGCGGCUGUGCUGUCUGCGCCUUCGUUCUCUCCCACCACCAUCGUAAACGGAAAAAGCAGCAGGCCGUCCCGCAGGAAGAAGGCAUCAACAACCAGAGGGAGUUUGUCAACCUCAUCAGAAACGUGGACCGUGCCGUGCCCCUGGUGCCGCCCGCCACGACUCUGUCACACACCCCGGCCCCUGUUCCCAUCUCACGUUGCUAUGAGGAGAUUGAACUGACCCUGCCGCCCUCGCCGGCCCCGUCACACCCCUCACCCGCACUAAAGCCUGUCCAUGCUCCCAAACUGGACAUUUCAAACCGGGACAGGGAGAAGUUGAACCGCUUCCACUACACAGACAACCAGGAACUGGAGGUCUGACCUUUGAGGCAUCUGAGGCGCUUUAUGUUUUUUUUUUUUACUUUAUUUUGCAUCCUCUGCACUCUUUUACUGACAGGUCCUUUUCUCCAGAUACUGCAGUUAUGUAAAUGGAGAGACCCUUCAACCUCGCUGUGCUCAGAUGACUGAGGGCAGUCACCUGAGAAGGCCGUUAGGAGGAGAGGUCAAAAAGACUGUGAGCCUAUUUUGACACCUGUGAGAGGCAGCGGGUGUGUGACGUUUGACUGAAAGACUCAUCAGACUCUUGAAUGAAUGUAGAGACACACCUGGCAGUGCCUGACAUGCUGUCGAGAGGAAGUACAGGAUCAUCCUCUGUAGGAGCCUCUCAACAUGUUUCCUGGUCCACGGUGCCAUCGGACAAAUGUUGUGACCUCUGUUUCUGCUUCACACUGAAACUCUGACAGGCAGAGAGAGCAACCGACGGACAUUUAUUUAACAGUGUGUGUUCAUGUU
Molecule: messenger RNA, 4123 nt
Organism: Solea senegalensis (Senegalese sole)
Lineage: Eukaryota; Metazoa; Chordata; Actinopteri; Pleuronectiformes; Soleidae
Product: protein jagged-1b
Exons: 14
Coding region: 1370-3652 (760 amino acids)
Biological process (GO): heterophilic cell-cell adhesion; establishment or maintenance of epithelial cell apical/basal polarity; multicellular organism development
Cellular component (GO): protein-containing complex; plasma membrane
Molecular function (GO): calcium ion binding
Source: RefSeq, a predicted model, not a curated record